AUGUCGAUACUUAUCGCUGUCAUUGGUGGAACUGGCGCUCAAGGUUCACCCGUCGUCAAAGCACUCCUCUCCCCAUCAAAAGACGGUUCACCAUCGCCUUACCGUGUUCGUGCUUUAACACGUAACCCAAACCAUCGACGUGCAAAGGAGCUCGCCAAUCUUGGCGCUGAAAUUGUUCAAGGUUCCUUCCUCGAUUUCAAAGUCGUCGCAGACUUAUUCCAAGGUGCAUACGGCGCGUUCGUCAACACGGACGGAUUCAGCGUCGGAGAGCAAGCGGAAACAUAUGCCGGUCUCGCUAUUUACGAAAUCGCCAAAUCGAAGAAGAUUCGUCAUUUCGUUUGGUCCAGUUUAGAUUAUUCCCUCAAAGCUGCCGAUUGGGAUCGGACGUACAAGUGUGAUCAUUAUAAUGCGAAAGGGCGCGUUGGGGAAUUUUUGGCGUCUCAGCCUAAUGAGAUUGAGAAGAAGGAUGGAUUGAUGUGGACCGUGUUCACGAAUGGGCCUUACAUGGAUAUGCUCCGUGCAAUCUUCGCACCGAUGAAAAUCCGCGAAGAUGGUACCCGAAUCUUCGUCUCUCCCAUCGGCGAAACCGGUACCAUUCCUCUCAUCGCUCUCUCCGACCUAGGUUGGUGGGUCCGUCACAUCUUCGACUCACCCGAAACGACCACAGGAAGGGAUCUCCAAGUAGCCUCUCACCCUAUCACCUGGCCCGAACUCGUAGAAACGUUCAGGCGAGUGACAGGUCUCCCAGCCGAAUACAAACCGGUGACGAUGGAAGAGUAUUUCGCUCUUUGGGAUGGAGCGGAUCAACCUGUGGCUAAUGAAUUGCAAUACGGUGCGACCAGUUUUCAAGAGAAUUUCAGUGCUUGGUUUGCACAGUGGAGGGAUAAUAAGAUUAAGAGGGAUAUGGAAUGGGUGAGGAGCGUUCAUCCAGAGACGAUGUCUGUUGAGCAAUGGAUGAGGGAAGAGAAUUAUAGGGGUGAGAGUGGUUACAAGAUGUUGAAGAAUAAUGAGGAUUUGAAGUCAAAGUACAAGCCGAGUAGGGAGAAGUUGUCAAGGCUGUAG
Molecule: messenger RNA, 1062 nt
Organism: Cantharellus anzutake
Lineage: Eukaryota; Fungi; Basidiomycota; Agaricomycetes; Cantharellales; Hydnaceae
Exons: 3
Coding region: 1-1062 (353 amino acids)
Source: RefSeq, a predicted model, not a curated record